AGAGAGAGAGAGAGAGAGAGAGAGAGAAAGAAAGGACCUGAAGAGGAGUACUGUUGUUGGGGGUGGUGGUGGUGGUGAUGGUGUUUUAAAAAGCUAUUAUAAUGCUUAAGCCAAAUAACUCCAAGAAAAGAAGAAUUAGCACUCAGGAGGCAGAGGCAGGUGGAUCUGGAUCUCUGCAUUCCAGAGACAGCCAGGGCUACACAGAGAAACCUGUCUCAAAAAACAAAACAGAAGAAAGCUGGGUGGUGGGGGCGGCACACACCUUUUAUCCCAGCGCUCAGGAGUCAUAGGCAGGUGGAUCUCUGUGAGUUCGAGGCCAGCCUGGUCUACAGCGUGAGUUCUAUGACAGCCAGAGCUACACAGAGAAAUCUCUGUCUUGAAAAACAGACAAACAAAAGGAAGAAAAAGAAGAGGGGGUGGGGGGAGGUGAAUUACUGGCCUGGCCCCAGGCUGAGGAGUGACCUGUGGCUCCAGCCCUUCUCAUCUACACACAGGUCAACAUCUACCCUUCCACCCCACAGCCCCUUAAGGCUCCUCUCUUUUUCCCUGGCAACUGACAUAGAGGAGGCCCUCAGGAAAUGUCUGGUGACAAAUGAAUUAGAAAAUGUCUCCACACCCUCGGUGGGCUUAUCCAAGCCCUCCCUUGAUCACCUGUCAAGAGGGGACCAGAUUAGAGGUUUCUCUAGUUCAAGAAUUGGAAUUUCCGUGGGCCAGGAUCCCUUCAAUGCCGAUACCCUUGCCAGAUACAGUAUUUUGGGGGUACCUGGAGAGCUGCCUCCCAUGAGUUAUGGGAGAAAAGAGGAAAGGGGGGAAGGGGAAGGAGGAAGGGGGACUAUAGCCGGUCCCUGAGCCAGCACCCAGUCAUUUGUUUGUUCGUUUGUUUUUCCAGACCCGUUUUCCUCUGUGUCGUUUUGGUGCCUGUCCUGGAUCUCGCUCUGUAGACCAGGCUGGCCUCGAACUCACAGAGAUCCACCUGGCUCUGCCCCCCCCCUCCCCCCGAGUGCUGGGAUUAAAGGCGUGCGCCACCACUGCCCAUCACCCAGUCAUUUUUAACCCUUGGAGGGCAACCUGGUCAUCACCAUUGCCAGCUCUGCCCCUCACCCACCACCCUUCUUGGGUCUACCACCCACCCACCUGUGGUCUGCUGUCUGGAAGGUCAGAAGAGGUGGCAAGCAUCCUAAUCCAUCAUUAACCCACUGAAUCCUCUCAACAUCCAGGAGAGAGGAAGGUAGAGGUGGCCAGUUGGAACUCAGGUAGCCCGUCCUAACCUCACUCUCCACCCUGCCUGGGGCUGCUGGAAGCUGUAUGGCUGGUGCCCAGUGGACCCUCCAUAAGGCCCUCUCAACUUCCUGGGACCCUGAGAGCCGUUCCUACCACUAGGGCUAGUGAUGGCAUUUUCUAAGUGCCCCCAAACUGAAAUUCCUGAAGGCAAUGUUGGGAUUUCCUCUUCUUCCGUUACAAGACCAAGCACCCCAAAAGAAGCUGAGAAAGCACCCUUCCAGGAUCCCACAGGACAAAGAGGAUGGUUCUCUCUACCAAGGAUGCUUAUCUGGAGCUGGGGGAGGAGCCCAGUUUCUCCUCCUGCCUCUACUCCACCCGCACUCACACUCCCAGAGUGCUGGAGUUGGAAGGGAGGGCCCUGAGCAGCUUCUGAGAGCCACCACAGGCCUUCCAGCUUGGCUGCCGGAGAGUCGAGCACAUCUUGCCCGAGAUCAGAACUGCCACAGGACAGCAGAGUCCUGUACUUCACCUGUCCUUUCUCCUCUACUGGCUUCCACUCUGAUUCCUACGACUCCUGCUUCUUUCUGCUUCUCUCCAGGACUGGGGACUCGUGGGGGAUGUUAGCUUGCCUAUGCACGGUGCUCUGGCACCUCCCUGCAGUACCAGCUCUUAAUCGCACAGGAGAUCCAGGGCCUGGCCCCUCCAUCCAGAAAACCUAUGACCUCACCCGCUACCUGGAGCACCAACUCCGCAGCUUGGCUGGGACCUAUCUGAACUACCUGGGGCCCCCUUUCAACGAGCCCGACUUCAAUCCUCCUCGGUUGGGGGCCGAGACCCUGCCCAAGGCCACUGUCAACUUGGAAGUGUGGCGAAGCCUCAGUGACAAGCUGCGGCUGACCCAGAACUAUGAGGCCUACAGCCACCUCCUGUGUUACUUGCGCGGCCUCAACCGGCAAGCUGCCACCGCCGAACUCCGGCGCAGUCUGGCCCAUUUCUGCACCAGUCUCCAGGGCCUGCUGGGCAGUAUUGCAGGUGUCAUGGCAGCUCUCGGCUACCCACUGCCCCAGCCUCUGCCAGGGACUGAGCCAGCCUGGGCCCCUGGCCCUGCCCACAGUGACUUCCUCCAGAAGAUGGAUGACUUCUGGCUGCUGAAGGAGCUGCAGACCUGGCUGUGGCGUUCAGCCAAGGACUUCAACCGGCUUAAGAAGAAGAUGCAGCCACCGGCAGCUUCCGUCACCCUGCACUUGGAGGCCCAUGGCUUCUGAUUUCUGACCCUUAACUCCUCCCAGUCCCCUGCCCCAGUCAGCUGUGUUUCCAUUCUGGGGUGGAAAAAACAAACCUGUAUACCAACAUUUGUUGAGCCAGGAAACAGACAGUGGGAACUCAGUCCUCCUCUGCCUUGGAUGGGGAGUGUAACUCGAUAAGCCCUGUCCCCUGACCAGCUCCUAGAGUCCUAGGGUCUGGGGAAAAGGUGAAGUGGGCAUUAUCCUGUUGCCACAGAGAUAACGCUUGAGGGAGUGGAAUGGCUCAGGUGGGUAUAAAGAUACUCCCUGCCUCCCGCUUUCUGCCUGCCACUUGCCAGUGCCCACUCAGUUCCUCAUGUGGCACUUGCAGAAGCACACCUGGAGGGCAUGGGUGGGGCCGCCGUAGCUUGUGCCUUUCUGGGGUAAAGCCCCCUGGCUUCCCUCCCUCUCCUUGGAUGGGUGUUGCUCCCCUACCCCAAUAACUACAUAUCCAGUUCAGGAAACAAGGUGGCCAGUCUAAAGAAGGGUGUGAUAGAAAGCGGAGGGGUAGGGUCUGUGCUGGAGGUGGUCUAGAAACCAGAAGAUGUAAUACUAAGAGAGCAGGGCAGGGACAGACCAGACCCAGCAGUCGCCAAGGCCGUUGGUGGCACAGGGCAGAAAACAGAAGCCAUGUGGAGCAUCAGGACCUCGCCUUGAAUUGUCUUGCCGGCAUCUCGGUGCCUCCUCUCCACCCCUUUCCCAGGGUAUCUGUGGCUGCCUGGGCUGGGGAGGGCAGCCACAGCCACAGGGUUUCCUGAAAGUUUACAUUGCAGUAGCAUUGUGGGGUGAGGGGGAUGGCUCCCCAGGCCCUACCCCCAGCCCCCACCCACUCAUGACUCUAAGUUUGUUGUAUUAAUAUUUAUUUAUUUGGAGAUGUUAUUUAUUAGAUGAUAUUUAUUGCAGAAUUUCUAUUCUUGUAUUAACAAAUAAAAUGCUUUCCCCAGAACUUGGA
Peromyscus californicus insignis is the source of this 3456-nucleotide messenger RNA. It is a transcript of the gene Clcf1, whose product is annotated as cardiotrophin like cytokine factor 1. The coding region runs from base 1839 to 2486 and encodes 215 amino acids. The transcript is spliced from 4 exons. The record is from RefSeq and is a predicted model, not a curated record. NCBI's taxonomy places the organism in Eukaryota, Metazoa, Chordata, Mammalia, Rodentia, Cricetidae.